Messenger RNA from Mya arenaria, 3397 nucleotides. RefSeq names its product tetratricopeptide repeat protein 12-like. The transcript has 15 exons. Gene Ontology annotation, molecular function: protein binding. The record is from RefSeq and is a predicted model, not a curated record. Lineage: Eukaryota; Metazoa; Mollusca; Bivalvia; Myida; Myidae. The coding region runs from base 1 to 2265 and encodes 754 amino acids.
AUGUCUCUUAAAAUUCGAAGCUGCGCUGUAGCUAAUGUAAACAACAUGGAGAACAUGGAUGCCUUGAAGAAUUUGGAUCCCUCGAAAGUUGGGGAUUUCCUUGAUAAAAUUGAUGAAAUCGAAUCAAUAGUGAAAAGCUUCAGGACCGGAGAUGACAAUGAGGCCAGUGAAGCAAUGCGGAAGGCUGAUGAACUGAUCAAAGACAUUGACAAGAAGAAAAAAGCUGCUGGAAUAAGUGGUGAUCAGGCGGGGGAUGCUGAUAAUGAUGAAGACUUACCAGAGACUAAGACAGGUUUUAACAAGACAGUGAUUAACAAAGUGACAGAUGUUGAACAGAUGCCUGGCCAAAAUGAUGUCAACUAUGAAGGCAUGGAUCAAGCUGGUUUUAUGUCGGCUCUGGAGGCUGAUGCCAAGGAAAGAGCGAAACGCCGGGCAGAGAAAACAAAGUUAGCGGAACAGUGGAAGGACAAGGGCAAUGUGGAAUUCAGGAGCGGAAACUAUGAGAAAGCCCUGGAAUACUACACAGAGGGAUUACGAGAAGCAAAAGAUCUAACUGCUCUGUACACAAACAGAGCCCAGACCUACAUCAAACUAGGAAAGUAUGAAAAUGCCUUUCUGGACUGUGAGUGGGCUCUGAAAUGUUUCCCCAACUGCAUUAAGGCCCACAUACACAUGGGGCGAGCCCAUAUGGGCAUGAAGGAGUGGAAGGAAGCCCGGGAAUGCUUCCAGAAGGCCCUGACAUGUGACCUGAAGAAACAAGCUCUUAUUGAUGAUUACCUUGCUGAGGUUGACAGGGCUGAACUAGCAGACCAACAAGAACUGACUGCCGACGAGACAUUCAAGGAAGGUAACCCCGAGAAUCUGGGCGUAGUUGAGAUCCUUACUCGUGUACGGAAGCCUGAUCAGUUGCCUGUCUACUACAGUGGAGGCCUGAGGGUAUUGAAGACACUCAUGCUGAACACCACUGACAAAACCCUCCUUCGAACACAGGGUGGCAUGGAUCUCUUGUCAAGCAUCCCGACGAUCCAUAGGUGCUGGUCUGCAUCACCGAAAAGCCUGUCAGGGGAGGAAAUGGACAUGCUUGCUACUGUAUUUGACAUGUACUUGGUAGCAUGUUCAGAAAAUGACAAAAACACAGAAAUGUUCCUUCAGACUGAAGGACUUGGCACCAGCUGCUUGAAAUUCCUGGGCAUCACCAUGAAGGGUCAGGGGCGGAUUUUGCAGCAGGCAAUAACACAUUGUCUGUUUUCACUCUCGCAAAGUGACAUCGGUCGCAAAAAUCUAGUGGAGCUGUUUGACAUACCCAAGGUGCUGUCAACAAUGUUUACAUUGAUGAGGACGAGCAGCAAGACGGCAACAACGGCAGCAAAUCUGCUUAGCAACCUGGCACUAGAUAAAAAGUUUAAGUCUCAUUUAAGAGAUAAAUUGGAAGAAUCAGUUUGUCCAUCAUUUGAAAAAUUACUGCAAACCAAUUCCACGUCCCUCCCAGUGUUGUCAAGGUGUGUUACCAUGGUUACCAACCUGACAACUGACACAGCAAUAAGAACUAAACUGAUGCAGAGGAAAGAGCUGUGGGACACUUGUACACGGUCAUUGACAACCCAUGCAGAGAACCUGACUGACCCUGCCAACAUAGACCUUCUAGAAAGCCUACUAGGGCUCCUGCUUAACCUAUCCAAGGAACCCUCACCAGGGCUGAAGGAAGCUGGUCCCACUCUGUGCGCCCGUUGCCUGUCAAUAUUAAACACCAGCCCCUGCCCUGUGACCCUUCGACCCCGUUGUGUAGCCCUGCUCAGUCAUGUGUUGCCUCACUGUGAUCAGGCUGUGGAACUGUUGGUGGAGAAAGGGGGUGUCACUCUACUGCUGGGUUAUCUUAAGGAAAACGAAGCUGAGUCUAAAGCAGCAUUGAAAGCCAUGACAGCUGUCACCAAGGUUAGCGACACAGCAAAGUCGUACAUUGUCGACAAUAAGGGUCUUGGCCAACUAAUCAAGCGUCUACAAGACAAAGAUGAAGCGGUUGUUGGAAAUGCAGCCCUAUGUCUGAGUCACUGUGCGCAGGGCCAUAAAGUGUGUGCUGCCCUCACAAACACUGAUAUUAUCAAGGAGCUGCUGGUUCUAGCCCGGGAUGGACGUAAGCUCGAGCUCCAACAAAACUGUGCCAUUCUUAUAGCCAAGCUUGCUCAGGGUGAUCAAAGACAUCUGGAGAGACUCAGAGAACUGCAUGGCAUUGAAAUACUCCACUCCUGUAUGAAACACAUCAAAUGAUGAAGACCCGAUCACUCAGCCAAGCAUGUCAUCAAUCUCAACAUUUCAGUUGUUGUUUUUGUCAUUUUUGUCAAUCCAAUAACAAGUUUAUUCUGUCAUAACUCUCCAUCUUGAUCAUUUCAAUGAUUGUUAUGGAUUAUGAUACCUUGUUUCAUCGAUAUCAUUAAAGGGUCUUGUCCACGUUUUAUAGGGUAGGCAUCAACUUUUUUCAAAUGGUGUAUGCACUAUGAAAAAAAAAUCUUGUUAGAAUGAUUAAAAAUUGAUAAAAUACUUAAAAAGUUUCAGUUAGAUUUAUUGUUAAUAAUAAUGGGAAACAGAAGAUGCUCUAUUUUGCCGCAAAGCUUCAGUAAUGCUUUAAAAAACAAUGAAUCAUUUAAGGCUCGGACUAAAUUGUGUGCAAAUGAGUAUCUUUCAGUUGCUGUUUAAACUUUAAAGUAUUUAUUUUACAAUGAUUGUGAAGAAAGUUAUAUUAACUUAUAUAUAAGUCACUCUCAUUGGCACGAUGUUGCGCGAGUGUGUGGUCUUUUGAUGUGGGGGAAACCAAAACCUGGCGUUGCUGUUUGGUCUAUGUCACUGUGUAGAUAUGUCCAUGUGUAGAUAUGUCCAUGUGUAGAUAUGUCCAUGUGUAGAUACUGUGUAUUUGUGACCAGUGGCCUUUGUUUACUUUAUUACUCUCUUUAAAUGAGUUGGAGUUGAUUUUUUGUUCAUAAUACUAAGUACUAAAACUCAAUUUCAACAAAAUUCAAAAAGUAAUAUUUGCCACCAUAAAAUCUGUGAAUGAGUCUCUUUAAAUUCAAAGUAAUAAAUUUCACCGUGAGAGAUGUUUGUUAUGGUUUUCAAAUUAAUACAAUGAAUGUCACAGUUCAUAAUGUGAUACCUUUUCUCUCCGUUGUUGUUAAUGAUUUUACACCGCACUAAUUUCUAAUAAACUUCUGUUUUACUUGAAAUGCAUUUAAAUCAUGGACAGAACAGUUACACGGUGUUAUGAUAGCUGGAGAGACACUUAGUGCAGCUGUCAGUUGCAAAUCAUUUGUCCUUAAUCAUAUUUAUUUAUUUAUUUGUGACAUUUCAAGAUUUAUCUGUUAUGCUAUUUAGGAUGUAAUAAAUGAUGCAUUGAUGUAUGAAAAACCAA